AUGGUUUUUUUUGAAGAAAAUGAGCCAGAAAUGGCGGAGAAUGAGGGAGAAGAAGAAGAAGGAAAAAACGAAUUACCAAGAGAUUCAUUGACAUUAGUUGAGCUAAAGAAGAUUAUAUCAAAUGUUCAAGAGGAGAAGACGGUGAAAUAUGAUUUCGAAUAUAAGGAAGUAGAUGAUAAGGAAAAAGAGCUUGAAGAAUGGUAUGAUUAUGAUGAAGUUGGUAUUAUACAAGGAAAAAAGAUUUUUGAGGCAUUUUUUUUAAAAAAAUGGAUGAAUAGCAAAAUUAAGGAAAAAAAAAGAUUUAUUUGUGAAGAAUUGAAGGAAUUAGAUUCAGAAGAUGCUAGAAUAAGAACGAAAUCAUGUUUUAUUUUAUUUUAUAUUUCACAAGAAGUAGGAAAUUAUGGAGAAAUAAAAGAUAAGCAAGAUCAAAUAUACUGGAUACAUGAAAACAAUAAGAUUUUAAAAGAAUGUGAUGCUCUUAAAAUAUUAUAUAAUUCUAUACAAAAAAGUGUUAAUUUAUUAAAUACAUAUAAACCGAAGAUUCAUGAGAAGAUCAAUACAUUUGAAUUGGAUAAUAUAACAAUGUUAAAGGUUGAAUUGAGCUGUAAAAUGACAUCAUUUUAUUUUCUUCUUGAAACAUUUUAUUCUGAUUUAGAAUUUCGUAAAAAUGUUGUUGAUCUUUCACCACCUAUAAUAUCAUGGAUAAUUGAAGAAAUUGCAAAUUUAAAAGUUAAUCUUGAUAUAUGGAGAUUAUAUUUUCCUAUUAUUCAGACAAUUCAGAUUCUUAAGAAACUUAUACUUUGUGUAUUUGGAAAUACAGAUGAUUUCUUGAAUUUAAAACGAUAUCUUAGAAUGUUAUCAGGAUUACCACCAGAAAUCAAUAAGAAGGAAAUUAUAGCAACACCUCUUGAUUAUCAUAUAUUCAGACAAAAUAUUAUUUCAAAAUAUCCAACAUAUGAUCCUCCUUCAACAUUAUUAAAUAUUGAUCUAGAAUAUACUACAUUACUUCCUAUACAUAAGGAAGAAACUGCAGUUAAAGAUAUACACAAGGACACUGAUCCUUCUGUUACAGAAAACUAUGUCACACCAUUACCUUCACCACAUUUUUCACCUAAAACAAAGCAAUCAGUACUCAAAAAAAAUCAAAAUUUACCUUUUUUACUUCCACUUUCUGAUUCUUUUGAUCUGGAAAUACCCACAAGUAUUAAAGAAGCUAGCGAAUUGUUUAAAAGCAAGACUCAUCUUGAUUUAUCUACAAUACAAUUAUGGAAGGAAACAGAUAAAUUUAUGAAAUUUGAAAGAGGAUGGAUUAAAGAUAAUUUAAAUUCAAUUGAAGAAUCUCCAUCAUUAGAUAUACAAAAAGAUCCAUUGCAUGAUUCUCGGUUAAAUGCAAUUGAGACUGUAUAUGCAUCAUUGGUUUCACAUUUAGAAUCUUUUAUAUAUGUAUUGAUGAAAUUUUUAAACCUUUUAAUAGAUGAUGAACAAAAUUGUGCAAAAAAAUAUACAGAAGAAAGUAAAAAAGAAGAUAAUAACUUCGACUUUUUUCCUCCAGAAAAGAUUCUAAAUAUAAGAAAGAGAGAAAUAGCAUCAAAAUCAAUAUCCUCAACGUUGUUACUUCUUUUAAAGUCAUUUAAAUUAAGUCAUGUUUUAAAAUUUGAAUUUCUUUCUCAAUUGAUAUUAGAUUCUGGUUACAUUGAUAUAUUUAAUAAACUAUGUUCUAUAUAUGAUCUGGUAGAUUCAAUUUCACACAUUUCAGAAAUUCCUUAUUUAAGCUAUUUUAAUACAUGUAAUAUGCAAUCAAUGAAUUCAAACAAAUGUUCAGAAAUAAUAUAUGAUUUUUCAAAGGAUAAUAAAGUAAAUAAUUCAGAAAAUAAAGAGACUGAUAAUAAUAUAAUUACUCAAUUUUCUUGGAGAAACUUGUUUUCUUUAGUUAAUCAUCUUAGAAUCAUUCAGAAGAUUACAAAAAAGAAAACAUACAGGAAUUUGAUGCUGAUUCAAAAAAAAACAUGGAUUCAUCUUCAAAAAAUAACUAAAAUAAGAAAUGAUAUUGUACAACUUUAUACAUUAAAAAUAUUAAAAGGACAGAUUCCAUAUUAUAAUAAAAAAUGGAAACAAAAUAACAUGAAAAUAAUAACAUCUAUAUAUCUUCAUUGUAGACCAGAACUUCAAGACGAUUGGGUUUCAAGCGUUGAAGUAGACACAAAUACAGAAGAAUCUUUGGUUUGUCUUUGA
This is a messenger RNA of Pneumocystis carinii B80, 2232 nucleotides long. RefSeq lists its product as hypothetical. Gene Ontology annotation, cellular component: cytosol. The record is from RefSeq and is a predicted model, not a curated record. The transcript has 12 exons. NCBI's taxonomy places the organism in Eukaryota, Fungi, Ascomycota, Pneumocystomycetes, Pneumocystales, Pneumocystaceae. Gene Ontology annotation, biological process: cytoskeleton organization. The coding region runs from base 1 to 2232 and encodes 743 amino acids.